GUAUUGAUCGUGUUAGUUGAUCAAUUGAGUUUCUAUCUUGUAAAUUAUAUUAUAAUUGGUUAAAUUAAUUUAAAUAACAAUGGGUCGUGAAGACAAAUCUACCUGGAAAGCCAAUUACUUCACCAAAUUAAUUCAAUUAUUGGAUGAAUACCCAAAGUGUUUCAUUGUUGGUGUUGAUAAUGUCGGCUCUAAGCAGAUGCAACAGAUUAGGCAAUCACUCAGGUCAUCCGGAGUGGUGCUCAUGGGAAAAAAUACCAUGAUCAGGAAGGCUAUCCGAGGUCAUCUUGAAGCUAACCCUGCAUUAGAAAAGAUUAUGCAACAUGUCAAGGGAAAUGUAGGUUUUGUUUUCACUCGUGAUGAUUUGGUUGAGGUCCGAGACAAAAUCUUAGAAAACAAGGUUAAGGCACCAGCUCGAGCUGGAGCUAUUGCUCCUAUUGAUGUAAAGAUUCCUCCCCAGAACACUGGAUUAGGACCUGAAAAAACAUCUUUCUUCCAAGCUCUUCAAAUCCCAACCAAGAUUGCUAAGGGUACUAUCGAAAUCUUGAACGAAAUCCAUCUUAUCAAAAAGGAAGACAAAGUAGGAGCUUCAGAAGCCACACUUCUGAACAUGUUGAACAUCUCUCCUUUCACCUAUGGGCUGAUUAUUAAAAUGGUUUAUGACUCUGGAACUGUAUUUGCUCCUGAGAUUUUAGACAUUACUAAUGAAGAUUUAAUAGCCAAACUUAUGGAAGGAGUCGCGAACAUUGCAUCUCUCUCCUUAGCUAUUGGCUAUCCAACUGUAGCCUCUGUAUCACACUCAAUAGCAAACAGUUUGAAGAACUUGAUUGCUAUUUCUGUGGAAACCGACUAUACUUUCAAGGAAUCCGAAAUGGCUAAAGAAUAUUUGAAAGAUCCAUCUAAGUUUGCUGCUGCUGCCCCAGCUGCUGCUAGUGGUGCCGCUGAAACUAAGGCAGAAGCCAAGGUAGAAGAAAAGAAGGAAGAGGAGGAAGAAGAAGAUGAUGACAUGGGCUUCGGUCUUUUUGAUUAGACUCGUUUGAUCCUUUAAAUUUCUAAUAUGGAUUUAAUAAUAAAGCCUGUUAUCAAAAAUC
Messenger RNA from Tetranychus urticae (two-spotted spider mite), 1088 nucleotides. RefSeq names its product ribosomal protein LP0 (gene RpLP0). Gene Ontology annotation, cellular component: cytosolic large ribosomal subunit. Lineage: Eukaryota; Metazoa; Arthropoda; Arachnida; Trombidiformes; Tetranychidae. Gene Ontology annotation, biological process: ribosome biogenesis; cytoplasmic translation; ribosomal large subunit assembly. Gene Ontology annotation, molecular function: structural constituent of ribosome; large ribosomal subunit rRNA binding. The record is from RefSeq and is a predicted model, not a curated record.